UCUGUCCCGCCUGUGCAGACGAACCGAAAUAAAUCGAAGAACUGUGAGCGAAGCGGAGCAGCACGGUUCUCGCUGGACGUGCAUAGUGAUGUUAAAAAGGAGUAUAUUUCGGUGCCUCAUGCGAAGACAAAGCAGUGAUCCGCGCUGAGACCGAGAAUAUUGUUGAUCGAGAAUACCGAGGACUGUUGCCGAGAAGAGUUCACGGAUGCAUAUGGAGGUGCCCCUGAGCCGGCGCUGCCUGAACCAGCUCAACAGCUGAUCGGAGUACGAGGCGGCGGUGACCGGGGCGAGAAUUGCACCACCACCCCGCAUACGGAAGAACAAUAUACGAUAUAUAUUGGUUACUGGGUACUCAGUGGUAGCUCUAGAUCAAACUAGGAACCUCAAGUUUCUGAAAAAAACCUCAAAAAGAAGAAAAAGAGAGGACGAGACCCAAGUCCUUCAUUUAACUGGACACGCCACCAUGGUGAAAACUUUCCAGGCAUACCUGCCCUCUUGCCAUCGCACCUAUUCGUGCAUUCAUUGCCGUGCUCAUCUAGCCAACCACGAUGAACUUAUUUCCAAGUCCUUUCAAGGCAGCCAAGGACGUGCCUACCUCUUCAACUCAGUGGUGAAUGUCGGUUGCGGUCCGGCAGAAGAGCGAGUACUGUUAACGGGGCUACAUGCAGUGGCUGACAUCUACUGCGAAUGCUGCAAAACAACACUUGGAUGGAAAUAUGAGCACGCGUUUGAGUCAAGCCAGAAAUACAAGGAGGGAAAGUUCAUAAUCGAGCUGGCUCACAUGAUCAAAGAAAAUGGGUGGGAAUGAACGGGUGAAUUGAUCGAUCGGAGUGAACCUCCGGACGUCACACGAAGACUUACUUCAAAUGCUUAUGGCGUUGUUUUAAUUGCAAUGUGCGGUAAUUUUUACCCGUCGAACCACCAACGAAAGUCUGUGAUUUCAUUUGUGAUUUCUAAUCUUAGUAACGUUUAUGUUCUCGGACGAUUUGAAGUAUUGGGUUUUAGUGUUCCGAUUUGUCCCAAGUAAGCGAUGAAGUUGACGGCGUUCACGCUACUUGUCUUUACAGAUCCGGCAAAGAGUAUUCAUAACGUAAUUAUUUUUGAACGAUAAUCGAAAGAUGGAAUUGAAAAUGACGCGGUUCAAGAAACAACCAUGAAUAACAAUUGUAACGGAAGUGCUGAGGGUAGUGGAGGUUUUAUAAAGAGGAAUUGUGGCUCUUUACAAGAACAGUGGGGGUACCUCCGGGUAAUAAUUUAAUAUUGACUGUCUUGUAACAACUCCACAUACGUACUACACGUAUUUAUACAUAUAUGUAUAUCCUUAUAUCAUACUAUAUAUAACGUAUAUUAUAGUACACGUGUAUUAUACAUAUACAUAUAUGUAUAUGCAUAAACAUAAAUGAAUAUACAUACUACUAUGGUUCAUGAAUACCAAGAUGAUCGUGCGGGUUAGGUCGAUGAUCAGUCACGAAUUACGCACCGAACAGCGCCUAGUAUCGAACAGAGUUUGCCGAACCGAGCAUCUACCGUCUGCCUACCUGCCUACCUGCCUCUGCGUUUAUCAUUGGGAUUUCACUGCCGAUAUUCCUUAAAAGAUUUAAAUUGAAAAUGCUGCAUCAACUCUUGGCGUUGCAGCGCUAGACAUAGCAUAGUCUAUACAUUGUAACGUGUAUGAUAUUGAAAAGCCUAUGAUAUUGCAAUACUAUAGAGCUCAUGAUAUGAUGUAAGAUCAGAAAGAUAAGAAGUAUACGAUGAAGAUAUGUAUGGGAGAAGCGGGAAAAAGGUGCGA
Diprion similis is the source of this 1789-nucleotide messenger RNA. It is a transcript of the gene Ypel, whose product is annotated as protein yippee-like 1. The transcript has 5 exons. Bases 464 to 808 code for a protein of 114 amino acids. The record is from RefSeq and is a predicted model, not a curated record. NCBI's taxonomy places the organism in Eukaryota, Metazoa, Arthropoda, Insecta, Hymenoptera, Diprionidae.